Caenorhabditis remanei is the source of this 444-nucleotide messenger RNA. RefSeq lists its product as uncharacterized. NCBI's taxonomy places the organism in Eukaryota, Metazoa, Nematoda, Chromadorea, Rhabditida, Rhabditidae. The record is from RefSeq and is a predicted model, not a curated record. The transcript is spliced from 2 exons. The coding region runs from base 1 to 444 and encodes 147 amino acids.
AUGAAAGCCCUCGCUAUUGGACUCCUUCUCCUCAUAUCCAUCCAUGAUGUAUCUUCUGAAGUCGUUCCGGUGAAAGACAAGGAUAAAAGAAAAGUGAUUUCCGACGUAAACGGAUGGCGUUAUGACGAAGCGAAAAGAAACAUGGAGCCCCGACUUGGAGAAGGUAGUGGAUUGAAUUGUGAGACUGUGAAAGAUGAAUUGAAAGAACCCAACUCAUAUUACGCGUUCCCGGUCAAACAAAGAAUCGAAUUGGCUUCAUACUUCCGUCCCGUGAGAGUAAAUGCUUCAACUAUUUGUAGUAAUCGCUGCCUCACUCUCCUGAAUCCAAUCCAGACGAGCUUUGCGUGUGUUGGUUUGAGACCACCUGGCUGUGGUGAUGUUGAAGCGAUUUGUGCGAUUGGACCGAAUGGACAUCUUAAAAAAGAAGGAAAUGAUAUACCGUAA